GCGGCGGAGUGCGUGUUGUGAAUGAUUCCCCGUGUACAUUUUCGGAAAAAAUGCAGCCCCCUCCGAGAAAGGGCAACUACGUGAAAUUUUUGAAAACGCUGCACUCGGAACAGAUCAACAAAUUGGUUUUAAAAAAUCAGCACGAGUGCGACUUGCUGGAGGACAUACGGACGUUUAUUAUCAAGAGAUCUGCCAUUGAAAAGUCCUACUCAGAAGCAUUGCUUAAAAUCUCUUCGGCUUAUUUAAAUAAAAAGAUCCCCAACAUUCCUGACAUUAAACUGGAUGGAGGAGAGGAAAAAUGGAAUAUGUGGAACGUGUGGAGGACGGUGCUGGAGGAAAACGAGAAGCUGGCGAGAGCCCGGUUGGCGGCCGUCGAAGUUUUCCAACAGCAGAUCGCCGACGACGCCAAAAUCCUGCGAGCGCACAAAGUCCAAGCGUCGAAAAGAUGUGUAGAUCAACUAGCAAUUGUACAAAAAGAACUCCAAACUUGUGUCCAAGAUGUAGAUAAAACGAAAAAAUUUUAUUUCGAUGAGGAGCACGGAGCACACGAAGUUCGAGAUAAAGCUAGGGACAUAGAAGAAAAACUGAAGAAGAAGAAGGGUUCAUUUUUCCAAUCGAUUACUUCCCUACAGAAAAACAGCGCCAAAUUUUCUUCGAAACGAGACCAGCUGGAAGAAAAAUCCACCGGCGCUAGAAAUGACUACCUUCUGUGUCUUGCUGCAGCAAACGCUCAUCAAACUAGAUACUUCGUCGUCGACUUGCAACUCUGCAUGACCACGAUGGAGAGCGGUGUCUACGACAAGGUAGCCGAGUACCUUUCCCUGAUGGGCAGGACCGAGCUCCUCACCUGUUCCGCCAUGCAGAACUCCUUCAGCACCAUUCGCGAUCAAGCCAAGCAGCUCACCAGGGAGUACAACCUGCAGUGCUGCUACCUGUACUAUCCGGUACUGAAGCAGCACAUUCAAUACGAGUUCGAGCCCUGCGACGACGACCCCGUCGAUCACGUGACGGCGGAUCAUGACUCGGCUUCCGCCACACUCAGCAAGGAGGCCCGUAGGUGGGCCACCAAGAUUGCUAGGGAGAAUAACAAUGUAAGGGAGAGCGUGAGGAAGCUCCAGAUCUACAACGCGUUGAAGGAGUCUGGGCAGAAGGUAGAUCCCAACGACCAAAACGGGCCCGAUCUAGAAACGAAGAUAGAAGAAAUGAAACAGAACAUACGGAGGGCCGAAACGGCAAAGGCUAAAGCUGAAGCUCGGAUAGAGUGCCUUCGAGCAGGGGGAGUCAACGUGGAUGAGUGGCUUCAGGAAGCCGAGUCUCUCAAUGUUCAGGAUAUCCAGAGAUCGGCUAGUUCGCUGUCGGACCACCCCAGUUCCGACUCCUUCUACGACAGCGACUUCGCCGAUGGGGAAACUUUGGCGGAAACCAGAGCGGACAGUAAAGAGGAAGAGAGGAGAGAGAGCCAAUCCGACCAAUAUGAAAAUGUUGAGAUCGACGCUAUGUUAGAACAGUCACGGCAGACGAUAGAACAGUUGACAGCUGGGUGGAACGACCCCACGGAAGUGGACUGGGGCACGGAGGAACCUACGGAACCGACGGAAAAUGUCGUCCAGGUCGAGAGGACGCCCACGGCGCCGCUUUUGAGGUGUACAGCUUUAUAUUCGUACACGGCGCAAAAUCCCGACGAGCUGACGAUCGUGGAGAACGAGCAGCUGGAGGUGGUCGGAGAAGGAGACGGCGACGGAUGGCUGAGGGCUAGGAAUUACCGUGGAGAAGAGGGUUACGUCCCUCACAACUACCUGGACAUUGAACGGGAGCAGUCCGCCACCACGCCAGGCCUAACUACCCAGAUUUCUUUCUCUUCGGUGGACUACACCGUCGACAACGAGGAGGAGAGCCUACAGCAGCAGACGGAGACCACGCAAUCGCCCGAGCAGGUGUCCGUGAUUUCCAUACCGACGCAGAAGGUUGCGGAAGAACCGCCCGUCAGCUACUGCAUAGCCUUAUAUGAUUACGAUGGUGAAGGUGGAGAAGAACUGACCUUCGAAGAGGGCCAGAUAAUCAAGGUACUAAGUAAGUGUGCUCACAGCAUAGACGACGGCUGGUGGCAAGGCGAGCUCGAAGGCCAGAUCGGAAACUUCCCUUCGCUCGUUGUCGAGGAGUGCGACGAGUUUGGCGAGCCCCUGACGAACCAGUGGGACGAAACGCCGCCGCCUUCGGCGCCUCCCGUCUUCACGCCGCCCGACGUCCCCAGUUACCUAGUCGAGGCCGAGCUUGAUGAGGUAAACGGCGUCGACAGUCCCCAGCCUCAGCAGCCGCCGCCCGAGCCGCCCGCGGAACUGGUGGAAAGCAAACCCGCCCCACCACCACCGCCACCUCCUGGUGAUCCCCAGCAGCAGGGAGGCAGCGGGGCGCCUGCGUACGGCUUUGCGAUGGCGCUCACUCGGGACCAACAGAACCAAUACGGAAGUCAAUUCAGUAACAAUAACGAUACGUCCGUCACCGUGCCGAUGAUUGAUGUACCUUGCGUCGAGAUUACCAAUGAGGAAGGCCAAGAAAUAGACCAACCCACCGAUAAAGAGGACGGCGACUUUGGCCUUUGCGCGGCCCAGAUAGUCAUCACGGCGGCCACCCCGAUGAUGGAAGAACCAGACCACCCGUUCCCUCCUCCUGAAGAGACGACCGUCAAUCACAGGGAUGAUUCGGACGACACGAUCCUGGAGGAAGACGAGGAAGACCUAGAAGAACACAAAGAAAACUCCACAGAACUAGAAUCCACGCAAAUAGACACUACGGAGGAUAUAGAAGACACCAUAGACGACCAUCCCGGUGAGUCCCACUUCGUGGUGAGCAGCAGUACGGGCAGCGACGGCGAGACGACGGGACCCAGCACCGCGGAGAAUUCGGUGAGUCAGGCGCCCUCUGUGGACAUCGAGCCCAAACAGUUGGUGGGUGGACGCGCCAGUAUUCCAGACGAGCUGGAGCCUCAUCAGCUGGCGCGGCUGCAAGACCUGAAGGAAUCCAAUGCCUAGAGAAUUAUUAUUUAAGUCGUUGAUUGCGGUAUUCAGAAAUUUAUCUAUUCGUUCGAAGAACUCAUAGAUCAAUGUAUGCUUCACAAAUUAUUAAGCAACUCGCGGCUGAGCAAGCAUGUCGGACUGGCGUAUGAUGAUGAUGGUGACUAGUUGAAUUAUUUUAUUGUUUAAUAUGUUGUUAGAGGAGCGUCUAAAUUGUUUCUCAAGGAUCUGUAUUUAAUGAAAAGGCAAAACGUAUUAUUUGCCACACCUCUCAAUAAUUCAAGUCAAUGGACAUUCUUAAUUUUUAGGCAUAAUUUUAUGAUAUCUGAAUAAAUCUUCUGGUAUGCA
Messenger RNA from Anoplophora glabripennis (Asian longhorned beetle), 3359 nucleotides. Its product is annotated as F-BAR and double SH3 domains protein 2. The transcript has 14 exons. Bases 51 to 3029 code for a protein of 992 amino acids. Lineage: Eukaryota; Metazoa; Arthropoda; Insecta; Coleoptera; Cerambycidae. The record is from RefSeq and is a predicted model, not a curated record. Gene Ontology annotation, biological process: neuromuscular synaptic transmission; regulation of actin filament polymerization. Gene Ontology annotation, molecular function: protein binding. Gene Ontology annotation, cellular component: recycling endosome; neuromuscular junction.